CCCAUCUACGCUUAGACGACAUCAUGUAUGCUCGUAAACUGUACCCAACAGCGAAUAAUCCAGAAGAGUAUGAAAAAGGCAAACACCAGGCCGAAAUUCAAGAAGACAGGUACCACAAACUGCGCGCCGCCAUCGAGAAAAAAUAUCGCAUCCUUGACAACAUCGUCUCCGACAACGGUUUUCCUUUCCCCCGCCAAGGUAUCUCCUUCGAGCCUUACACUGUCGUCAAGCUAGAGACCAUCAAAGGGUUCAAGCUGCAUCCGUUUGCCGACGGGACGGUCCAUCCUGACGACCUCGAGAUCUAUCACGAUAUGUUCAAGACAGACUGGAACCAUGCACAGAGUGGAAUUCUCUAUAAUAUUGGAGAAGCGAGGGAGUUUUGGAACUGCAUCUUGAAUUACCAUAGCCCAGCGGGGACUACGGGGAACGAGGAGUGGGAUGCUUUAUUCGAGAAGUUGAAAGGGAAUGGUUUCAGGAAGGAUUGUCUCCCUUGUAUGUUCUUCAACAGGUUUUCGGGCUGUCUCGACCCUACGUGUCCCUAUAUUCACGAUGCUGCCGAGGCCCAUCGCAUCCGCGCCAAGAUCCUCGAUGUGCGACGCCAAAAAAUGUUGAAGCCGACAUCUAGACAAUGCAUGAACUACCUACGUGCAAAAGACCGAUGGCACGGUGCCCGUCCCCCUCCUCCAGUCCCUUUUGCUACGGAGCCACAAAUCGACAGAUCGGGUUUCAAUGAAGAGCUCGCACACUUCCACACGUUCGAUGCCCUUUGUGUGAACCCGAACUGCAAGAUGGAAUGGCUAAAGGGAACUGGAACACCCGUUCCUCCGCCGCUCAAUCGUUGUAGUAGAUGUAAAUGGGCAUUCUACUGUUCUCCUGCUUGCCAAAGUGCGGACUGGAAGCGACAUAAGAAAGAGCCAUGCGCUCCGCUGGAAGAAAUGGUUGCCAAUGACGAGCUGUGGCACGGCGACAUUCGUAAAGGUACGGAGAUGGUCGACGUUACGUAUGGCUAGAGUAGCACCUCGAUCAACUGGCAUGUCUAUUGUGACGCUGAUAGGAUAGAAAUCGAAAUAAUCACUGCACAUUCC
Messenger RNA from Stereum hirsutum FP-91666 SS1, 1085 nucleotides. RefSeq lists its product as uncharacterized. Lineage: Eukaryota; Fungi; Basidiomycota; Agaricomycetes; Russulales; Stereaceae. Bases 24 to 1010 code for a protein of 328 amino acids. The transcript has 4 exons. The record is from RefSeq and is a predicted model, not a curated record.